Molecule: messenger RNA, 3209 nt
Organism: Seriola aureovittata
Lineage: Eukaryota; Metazoa; Chordata; Actinopteri; Carangiformes; Carangidae
Gene: apmap
Product: adipocyte plasma membrane associated protein
Exons: 9
Coding region: 230-1477 (415 amino acids)
Biological process (GO): biosynthetic process
Molecular function (GO): strictosidine synthase activity
Source: RefSeq, a predicted model, not a curated record
UAUUUUUUGAAACAUGCAAAAGAAAAAAAUGACGACAGGUUUGUCGGAGGACAUUUAUUUUGAAGUAGACCGGAAGUGUCGAUAGUAGUAAACACACUCGGUAGGAGGCUCGCUUUACCGAGCUGGGGUCCCUCCUUAUUUACCCGGGUUAAACCUUAACACAGCGGCCCGGUCCAGCUCCAGGUCGACUUCCGAACCGAUUCCAGCCGAGUCCGAGUCCGAGUCCAGCAUGAACGAGACGGAGGGGCUCCGGUUCCGGCGGCUGCACAGACCGCAGGUCAUCACCGACGAGCUGCCCGAGCACCGAUACAAGGGAUCCGGCACCUACAGUGGGAAGGUGUUUCAGGUGACGCUGCUCUCUCUAGGCGGCUUCCUGCUCCUUCCUCUCCUCAUCAUCAUCCUCAUCCUGGAGUCUCCCAUCCAGCCUGAGGUCUUCAGUUUGAAGGAGCCCCCGAUGAUGAAGGGCUGCUGGGAGCCGAACCUGAAGCUCCGAGAGGCCCAGAGACUCUUUGAAGACCAGAUCACGGGACCAGAGUCCAUCACUAACAUCGGAGAUGUUUUGUUUUCUGGAACAGCUGACGGGAAAAUCGUGAAACUGGUCGGUCGAAGGAUUCACACGGUGACGAGACUCGGGAAACUUCCCUGUGGAUCCAAAGAGGAGGAGUCCAGCUGUGGGAGACCGUUGGGGAUCAGACUGGGACCCAACGGGACUCUGUUUGUCGCUGAUGCUUACCUGGGUCUGUUUGAGGUCAACCCCACCACAGGUGAAGCGACCAGGUUGGUGUCGGGGGGUCAGGUGGUCGCCGGCAGGAAGUUGUCGUUCAUUAACGACGUGGCGGUGACGCAGGACGGGAAGAAGGUGUACUUCACUGACUCCAGCAGCAGGUGGCAGCGCAGAGAUUACAUGCAGCUCAUCAUGGAGGCAACAGCUGACGGACGAGUGCUGGAGCUGGACCUGGAGACCAGGGAGCUCACGGUGGUGAUGGAAAACCUUCGAUUCCCAAACGGCAUCCAGCUGCUGCCAGAUGAGGAGUCGGUGCUGGUGGCAGAGACCACCAUGGCCCGGAUACGCAGAGUCCACGUGGCCGGUCUAAAUAAAGGUGGGAUGGACACCUUCAUAGACAACCUGCCCGGUUUCCCUGACAACAUCCGUCCCAGCUCCACCGGAGGUUACUGGGUCGCCAUGUCCGCGGUGCGUCCCAACCCCGGCUUCUCCAUGCUGGACUUCCUGUCCCAGAGACCCUGGAUCAAGAAACUCAUCUUCAAGCUCUUCAGUCAGGAGGUUCUGAUGAAGUUCGUCCCUCGCUACAGUUUGGUGGCGGAGCUCCACGACGGCGGCGUCUGCACACGGAGCUUCCACGACCCCAACGGCCUGGUGGCGGCGUACAUCAGCGAGGUCCACGAGCACGACGGGAGUCUGUACCUGGGCUCCUUCCGCUCGCCGUACAUCGCCAAACUCGACCUGAGCAAGGUGUAAAAAAAAAAAAAAAAGACAGACGGACGUUUGAGACGAAAGGAUGAAGUCUGAGACCAGGACCCGGAGGGACCGGGACGAGAUGACGAGGGACCCGAGCUCAGGUGUGUCAGACUGGAUCAGAUUCAUGACGCCUGUCUGACGGAUUAACGGUGGCGGUCUCCAGACGACGAACCGGACUGAACUUUGUGUUUGUGUCGCUCAGAUUUAUUAUUAUUAAUCUUUUUUUUUACAGAUUGUGGACGAAUCUCGAAGCUCAAAACUCUUUGGUACCGACGGAAACGUGUCUGACGUCAAACAUCUGGUCAGAUUGAUUACAGCUGCAACGACCAAUUACCGAUUAUUUGUUAAUUGACUAAUUGUUGCAGCUUUAAACUGAACAAGGGGCCGUUUGAACUAAACACCUUAAUUUUCGAAGUAAUGACACUUAAGGUUUAAUUUUUUUAAUUUGAUUAAAAGUUUAAUUACUUAUGGCUGUUGCACAGAAUCUCUUAAAAUUUUUACUGCAUUAAAGAAAACAGUUGAGGUAUUUACAGCAGUGAGAGAGAUUUUACAGCAGUAAAAUUCUACAGUUUCCAUGGAGACUGUUGAUUUGCUGCCAUUAGCACUUGUGAUGCCUGUGAUCUCAUCCUCCUGUGGUUUUGGCGGGAACUUCAGCAGGUGAACUUUGGUUAGUUUAACAGACUUUAAGUGAUUCCUGAAGUUUCAGACUCAGAUCAGGAGGAAGCUGAAAAAGCUCUGAGCAGCUCCGGGUUUAAAUCCUUUCUCCAGUUUCACUUUUCUUCAGACAAAGUUUUUCCUUCGUCUGAUUGUGUUUUUUUGUUUUUUUGUUUUUUUUUUACUUUUAAAUUUUUUUCUUUUGUUCAGUGAAAAAGUGAAUUUGGAGAAAAAGAAGUUUAAGUUUUAACGGCUCCAGAAUCAAACGAUGCCAGAGUCACGUUUACGUGGCGACUGAUCGUCACUCAGUGGUUAGUAAUUUCACUCAUGCUAACAUUUCCUUUUAUUAGCUCUUAGAGCUAAAUUAGCAUCAUCAGUGUUGAGCUUGUUGCUGCUGCUAUUUACUGAAGUAAGUGUCACAUUUGUCUGAGACAGAACAAAGUGGUUAAAAAAGAAAACGUUAGUGUCAUUAUUUACAGGUUUCCAUCCGCUGAAAACUACAACACCCAUGUUUCUUCUUCUGUGUUUUAUUUGAAGUGUUGAUCCAUCAGAAGAUAUAAAAACCAUCUCAGUGUAGUUUUACAUCUCCUCUCUCAGGCUUCUCUCUGCAGCUCUAGUAACAACAGGUCGGUGAGCCAAUCAGAAGAGAGGAGGCUCUGAGCCUCUCUUCUGAUUGGCUGACUGUUUUCUGACUGAUCCAAUAAAAAUGAAAAUGAAAAUGCUGUGGACUGAGGCUUUGAUACUUUCACAGUAUUAAUAUAGAAGCUAGAGCUGAUCUAUAAUCACACUACACAUGGACACACACCUUUACACUGGAGGAGAUGUAAAGUUUCACUGUCCAUGGUUCAGUUUUCAGACACAUCUGUGUUAUUUGGCAUCUUUAGCAUCUUUAGCAUCUUUAGCAUCUUUAGCAUCAGGUCAGGUUUCAGUUUCAGAUGUUGAUGUGAUUUUCUGCUGCUAACAUGCUAAUGCUACCUGUUUAAAACACACAGGAUCCUGAAUGAUUCUUGAUGUGGUUUUGAAGCUGAUCCUGGUUUUUACUGAAACACAGUGAUUAAAACUCAUUUCACUACCUGCA